AUGCGCAGGUGGUCAGAUCCAGCAACGGGGCUCGAGGACCAAGAUACUGACGACCCAAUCCAACACUCCCUCGGCCUCCUGGAAACAUACCUGGAAGAAAACCCAAACAAUGGUGCUUGGAAAACACCUCUAUCAGAGUUGUCUACACAAUUUGGCCCCUCUGAUACAAGUCCACCAUAUUGUCCACUUUAUACUCGAUACCCAGCCUAUUACCGCUUUCCCACAAACAGGCGCACAAACCCAGCACCACAGGGGAUCAUCGCUGGACACUCUCGAUCUACGGCGAGUGCGGCACAUGCACUCUCUUCCAAUCCUUAUGCUCACAUGAGUGAACAGGCCAUAUUGAAUAUACUUGGGUUACGAGAAGAGGACGUCCGCUUGAAUCCCUUGACCUCUACAUUGGAGAUAGUACCAAGGGCUGAGCAGGUCCAUUGCGGUGAUAAUAGUACAAAGGGUGCUGUAGAUGCCCAGGCAGCAACUCCUGAUCGAAGAGAGAAAUCGAAAUUGGAUAUUGAGUACCUCAUGGCUCUGUACCAUCUGCCACCGAUCAAGAGGGACCUGCUCAUGACGAUAAGGAGGAAGAACAGGACUAUCCGCGAGAUCUCCAAGGCGAUAGGGCUGAGCGAGGCCGAGGUGACUAUGAGAAUAUGUCUCAUCGAGGGCAAAGGGGGAUGUAACUACGACACGGCGGCUCACUUCACCGAGGAAGAUGACAGGGCCAUUAUCGAUCUCUACUACAACCAAGGCAAAGAUCCGGUCCAGAUAGCCAAUGACUUCAGAGUCGACUCUGGGCGGUCCGCCGAGACAAAAGAGGCCAUGUACGCAGGCGAGAUCAAGCGGCGUAUCGAUAAAUACCUGUCCUUCACGCAGGCAGAGGACGACAUGAUCAGGGAGGCCGUCAGCAAGAGCCUGACCAGGCGUGAGGUGGAUGAUCUGCUGAAGCUCCCACAUCCCAAGAUCCGCCUGACCCUCAGCACCUUCGAGGCCCGCAGGCACACCCUGGAGGACCUGAUGGCCCUCGCUCCUCGCAAGGAGGCCCCGCAGUACAUUUGCAAACCUCGGAACAAUGAGCUCAAGUGCGUGUGGUGUCUCUGGGGUCCUGCCACGGCAGAUCCGCCCGAGACCACGAAGCCAGGCAAGCCCAGGACAUGA
This is a messenger RNA of Cryphonectria parasitica EP155, 1152 nucleotides long. RefSeq lists its product as uncharacterized. Bases 1 to 1152 code for a protein of 383 amino acids. The transcript has a single exon. Lineage: Eukaryota; Fungi; Ascomycota; Sordariomycetes; Diaporthales; Cryphonectriaceae. The record is from RefSeq and is a predicted model, not a curated record.